AUGGACGGGGACAGAGGCGCCGGACUGGGCGGCGCGACGAGGGAGAUGCCCGCCGGCCUGGGCGCCGCGCCGAGGGAGCCCCCCGCCGGCCUGGGCGCCGCGGAGAUGGAAGGGCCCACCGGCCUGGCCGCCGCGCCGCGGGCGGCCCCCGCCGGCCUGGGCGGCGCGCCGAGGGCGGCACCUGCCGGCCUGGCCGCCGCACCGAGAGCGGCCCCCACCGGCCUGGGCGGCGUGUCGCUGGCGACCCCCGCCGGCCUGGCCGCUGCGCCGAGGGCGGCCCCCGCCAGCCUGGGCGGCGCGCCGUGGGCGGCCCCCGCCGGUCUGGCCGCCGCGCCGAGGGUGGCCCCCGCCAGUUUAGGCGGCGCGCCGAGGGGCGGCCCGGUCGUUGUGGGCGGCGUGACCGGCGCAAGGAGGGAGGCAUCAGGCAUGGAGCAAGAUCCGUCCAGGGGUGAUUUCGGGGCCCAGGAUGAUGGUGACCAAGGUCUGGCCAUCGGCGGAUGA
This is a messenger RNA of Setaria italica (foxtail millet), 501 nucleotides long. Its product is annotated as transcription initiation factor TFIID subunit 10-like. NCBI's taxonomy places the organism in Eukaryota, Viridiplantae, Streptophyta, Magnoliopsida, Poales, Poaceae. The transcript has a single exon. The record is from RefSeq and is a predicted model, not a curated record. The coding region runs from base 1 to 501 and encodes 166 amino acids.